This is a messenger RNA of Nilaparvata lugens (brown planthopper), 2562 nucleotides long. Its product is annotated as solute carrier family 25 member 46. NCBI's taxonomy places the organism in Eukaryota, Metazoa, Arthropoda, Insecta, Hemiptera, Delphacidae. Bases 268 to 1806 code for a protein of 512 amino acids. The transcript is spliced from 8 exons. Gene Ontology annotation, cellular component: mitochondrial outer membrane. The record is from RefSeq and is a predicted model, not a curated record. Gene Ontology annotation, biological process: mitochondrial membrane fission; mitochondrial fission.
GCAGCUUGUCAUUUUUAUCUCUACUCUAGGUUAUAUUUUGUCUAAACAACAUUUUGUAUUUCAUUAGCAAUUUUCGUUGUUUCACUGACCUACUAUACAACCGGGAGUUAAUUUUAGUGGUCUAGAAAAUCUGUUGUACCUUUGUAAGUCUUAAAAUACAUUUUUUAAUUUGUUUUCAAAAGUGAAGGUUAGAAUGUCAUCUGUGUUGUUACGCCGAAUUAUCUGAUGUUUUACCUGUAAUUUAAAAACGUUUGGUCUUCCGAUAGCAUGGCUGGAAUGGAAGAUUAUUUUGGACCUCGGAGAAAGGCAGAUAUGUUUGAUGAAUUAGAAAAUGGACAGGAUUUGAGGGGUGCUGUUCCAAGACGUCCAAAUGAUUUGAAAGGAUUGCAAAGUCAAAGACCUUACUUUGCCAGCGAAAUGGAUUAUCAAGGAGUAAAAACAGCUCCCAGGCCUUAUAAUAUAAAUAUUGAUAGAGAUUUAACUAUAAGGCCGGCAAAUAUUCAAACGCCUAUAGAUGAUGAUGAUGCGGUUGGUCGAAAGUACAUUACCACAGGAGUUGGUUUAGCGACCCUAAUUACAGAAAAUCUUCUGUGUCAUCCAUUUGUGGUGUUAAGACGACAGUGUCAGGUGCACAAUAACUCAUCAAAAUACCACCUAGUCUCAAUCACCCUUCUACCCGUCAUCUGGCGUCUGAACCAGCGUCAGGGGUUGACUACCCUUUGGAAGGGUUUAGGUAGUAUGCUAUUGGUAAGAGGAAUGGCAUUGGCUGUCGAAGAUAUCAUUUCGAAAUUCACACCAUGGCCAAAGGAGUUCAAGUGGCAUCAUUCAGCCAAGAGUCAUGGCCAACAUAUUAUGCUCAAGUGUCUUACCUUAGCAAUAAUCACCCCGUUCUACUCAGCUAGUCUAGUGGAAACGGUGCAAAGUGAUAUAGCCAGUGAGAAACCUGGAAUAUUUGAUGUCUUUCGGGAAGGCUUGUGUCGCCUGGUUAGCUGGGGAAGUCCACAAAAGGGUAGAAUGCUACCCAUUCUGAGUCUAGUAGUACCAACAGUUGUUUUCGGAGUGAUGAAAUAUAUUUUCGGUCUCAUUGUCCAGAAUGUUACCAGUAGAAUGCUGCUCAUCUCACAUAGGAUAAACCAACAAAAACAGGGCGCUCUUUCCAAAGAUGUUCUGAAUCCUAUUGUGAACGACGAAAUAGAGCUUCAAUCUAACAUGAUAUCUCUAAUUAUCAGUGAAACUAUUUUCUAUCCAUUUGAAACGAUCCUUCACCGGUUGCAUCUCCAGGGAACUAGGACAAUCAUCGAUAAUCUAGAUACAGGAUCUCAUGUCACCCCCAUACUGACAAGCUAUGAAGGGGUAGUCGAUUGCUAUGAAACCACUUUGCGACAAGAGGGUGCUGGAGGCCUGUACAAAGGUUUUGGUUCACUACUAAUGCAAUUUGCUGCUCAUGUUGCUGUAGUUAAGACUGCAAAGUUGGUACUGAUGACAAUUGCCAAUUCGGUGUGUGGUGGUGGCAACACUAGUGGAGGAGGAGGGACAGUAGCCACGCCCAAUUUUGGUGUAGGGGGAAAGUUAGCUACGCCUUCUGGCUUGGCAACACCUCUUAUUGGUGGAGGGGGAAAGUUAGCCACUCCCUCUUCUGAUGAUGGGGGAGGAGCCUCGCACUUACCAACGCCUACUUCUCGGUUAGCCACGCCUCUAGUUGGUAAUAACAGGCAGCAGUUUACAGAAGAUGAUUUAAACAGUUAUUAUGGCCUGGAGGAGGAUGUUUUUGGGUACAAGUUGGGUGGUAGAGGGGAUGGGUAUUGAGAGAAAUUGUUAGUUAAGUUUUGGAAAUAGAUUGUAAAAUAUCACUGUGUCAUAUGAUUUGUCAAGCUGCUGUAAUGUAAGAAUAAAUAUCCAUUUACAACAGGCAGCAGUUGAUGGAAGAUUAUUCAACCACUUAUUUUAUCAGAAAUUAUUAUUCAUCCAAUAUAACUACACUUAAAUGACAUCAAUGGACUCUCAUCUAGCUAAUUGCUUCUUGUUGCAUUGAUUGAUAACACCAUAUUUAACUGCGGUUGAAUUUAAUAGACAUGCAUGCAACCAAGGGUAGUUUUGCAAGUAAAUAAAAAACUUGGAAGUGUCCACGUCCUAAUCUACCGGAUUAUUGUGAUUUGGAGGAUUUAGAUUUUAAAUUGUGAGCUAAGAUGAAGGGUUUAUAAUGUACUGAGAAAUUUGUUUUCUUAAAUAAAUGAUCAGACUCCACAGUAUCAAUGAUUCAUUGAGCUAGUUUAAUUUGGAGAAUGCAGCUUGUAACUUACACGCGGCUUGUAGAUGGGGUGUGUGGAGACUGCAAGCUAGUAGCAGCCAGCAGUCUUAUUGUAUCACUUCCCUUCAAUAUAUCCAUAGAUUUUAUUACACCAUAGCCUAUGAGAAUACUAUCAAAUAUCUGUCUAAAUAAAUAUAGUUGCUAAUAGUGGCGUCAUGAAAGGCACUGGCUGCUAUAGUGAGAUCCAUGUUAUAAUGGCAGUGUUUGAUUAGCAAUAGUAUUGCUAUCCUUGUCUUCAAGGCUGUGCAAAGGCU